AUGACUUCAGCUGCUAAAUUAACUCAAUUCUUAGACCAAAAUAAGGCAACUAUUACAAAAGCUUUCAAGGAGCUAAAGAAUUAUACAAAGGGUAGUGAAGAUAACAAUCUUUUGGAAGAUAGUUCCGUCAUCCAAUUGGUUGCAACUCCAAAGAAAGCCUAUGCCAAGGAAACCAACAAAACACAAUUAAUUGAAGUACCAAAUGCACCAGAGGAAACAAAGGAUAUUUGUAUUAUUGUCCCAACUAGCUUAAAGGAAAAGAUCGAAAAAGAGUUGGAAUCGAAAUCAAUCAAGGCUAAAGUCCUCACUAUUCACGAUGUUUUCGAUGGUCACCGUCAAUUCGAUGAGAAGCGUAAGCUUAGAGAUUCAUAUGAUAUCUUUGUUGCUUGCAGCUCACUUUACAAUGUUUUACAUAAGGCUCUUGGAAAGACUUUCUAUCAAAAGAGAUCUAAGACACCAAUCGUUGUAGAUUUCAAAUCAAAGAAAGCAUUCCAGAUUAUCAAGAAUAUUCACAAACAAAUCCCAUAUACACCAAAUGGUGGAAAGCCAUUUUCAGUGAACAUUGGUGAUACCUCACUCACAGAGAAACAGUUAUACGAGAAUUUGAAGGUUGUCACCCAAAAGGUUUGCUCUUACUACCCAGAGAGCUAUGUUUCAUUUGCCAACAUUGGUUUGAAGACACAAUCAUCACCAACCUUACCAUUCUUUGUUCAAGCUGUCGAUAAAGAAAUGACCGAUGUCAGCAGCAGCAACAGCACUACAGAAUCAACAGAAGAACCAAUCAACACUAAACAAAACGCAAAGAAGAAAUUGAAAUCGAAUAACUCUGAAGCUGUCGUAACUGAAAAGGUUGUUGAACCAGCCGCUUCAACUGCAACCAAUGGAAAGAAGUCAGCACCAACACCAAAGAAGGCUGCUGCUCCAGCUCCAUCUACACCAAAGAAAGCUGAGGAACCAGUAGCCGUUGUUGCUGCUCCAGCUUCAACCAAGAAAUCAAAGCAAGCUGCUGAAACACCAAAGAAAGCGGCUGCUCCAGCUCCAGCUGUUGUAACACCAAAGAAAGCUGAAGAACCAGUAGCUGUUGUUGCUGCUCCAGCUUCCACCAAGAAAUCAAAGAAGGCUGCUGAAGUUCCAACUCCAGCUCCAACCACACCAAAGAAAGCUGAGGAACCAGUCGUUGCUGCUCCAGCUUCAACCAAGAAAUCAAAGAAGGCUGCCGAAGUACCAGCUCCAGCUCCAACCACACCAAAGAAAGCUGAAGAACCAGUCGUUGCUGCCCCAACCUCUACCAAGAAAUCAAAGAAGGCUGCUGAAGUUCCAGCACCAGCUCCAACCACACCAAAGAAAGUAGAAGAACCAGUUGUUGCUGCUCCAGCUUCAACCAAGAAAUCAAAGAAGGGCUGCAUGAAGUUUCAAGCUCCAGCUCCAACUACCCCAAAGAAAGUUGAAGAGCCAGUCGUUGCUGCUCCAGUUUCAACCAAGAAAUCAAAGAAGGCUGCUGAAGUUCCAGCACCAGCUCCAUCCACACCAAAGAAAGUAGAAGAGCCAGUUGUUGCUGCCCCAACCUCUGCCAAGAAAUCAAAGAAAGCCGCUGCCGUUGCUCAACCAGAACCAACUCCAGUUGUCGCCGAAGAAAAGAAGAAACCAGCUGCCAAGAAGGUUGAAGAACCAGUCGCCGCUGUUACCAAGAAAGUCACCAAGAAAGAAACAACCGCCGCCACCGAACAACCAGUAAAGAAAACCAUUUCCAAACCAUCCACCACCACCAAAGUUUCAACUCCAACAGAAUCGACAACAACUUCCACCAAAACCCUAAAAAGAAAACUCUAA
Messenger RNA from Heterostelium album PN500, 1830 nucleotides. RefSeq lists its product as uncharacterized. The coding region runs from base 1 to 1830 and encodes 609 amino acids. The transcript is spliced from 4 exons. Lineage: Eukaryota; Evosea; Eumycetozoa; Acytosteliales; Acytosteliaceae. The record is from RefSeq and is a predicted model, not a curated record.